AUGCAAUCACUUCGAAAAACAUACAUACCAACGAUUCCCACUUCUAACACAAUUACAAUACCACCAAGCUGUUACUGCUUCCUACCGACAACUAUAUGGCGAACAUAUAAAAACGGCAAAAAUUAUGGUCGGUGGUUUUGGCGCUGCUCGAGAUUUGGGACUGAGGAUGAUCUGGAAAAGUGUAAUUACUUCAAGUGGACUGACAAUAACGAUAACGAUAAUAUUACUAAAUCUCCGUCAUCGCGUCCGUCUGUAAAUACAUUAUUACCUCAAAGCGAUGACUCUUUUGCUACAAUUACGGAUGAAAACGAAAAUGACAUAUUAAAAUUAGAACAGGACGCGACUUCUCCCGAAUUCACAACUCUUGAAUUCCUCGAAAUAGUAGAAAGACAUCUGAAACAGCAAGAUUAUCGAAUUUCUACUCGAGCACAACAGAAUAACGAAUUAAUCAGUCAAUUAGAAAAGGCAAGAAAAGAAAUGGAAGCUUUGAAAUGUGAGAAUGAUAUUUUGAGACGUGAGAACAACUUGUUGAAACGUGAAAUUGAUCUUACAAAAGAAGAAAUUCGAUAUGAAAGAGAAUCGAAGAGAAGAAAGACUUCUUAA
Molecule: messenger RNA, 603 nt
Organism: Ambispora gerdemannii
Lineage: Eukaryota; Fungi; Glomeromycota; Glomeromycetes; Archaeosporales; Ambisporaceae
Source: the annotation of a GenBank genome assembly